AUGUACAUCGAGGGUGAUAGUGCCAGUUAUGGUGACACGGCACGUAUCAUCAGUUCAGAGUGCGCUGACAUUCAAAAUCAGUGUCUUCAGUUUUGGUACCACAUGUACGGUUCCGGUAACACCAUGGGACUGAGCGUCUACCAUCUGCAGGGAAAUGUGGCCAAAGAGGUGUGGAAGAAGAGAGAAAACCAGGGAAACAUGUGGUACCGUGCACUGGUGGACCUGACACCAACAGGGAAGUUUCAGGUGAUCUUUGAGGGACGUAGAGGAAGCACAUCCCUGUCAGAUGUUUCCAUUGAUGAUGUCUCUCUACACAGAGGAACCUGUAAUGAUUUAACAAACCCUCCGACCAUACCACCUCCAGUCUCAUUGUCACCCACAACCCCCUCUUGCCCCAAGAACAGUCAUUACACUGACUGCAUCCCUACCUGCCAGCCUACAUGUUCACAUCUACACGGUCCACCCAACUGUGACACUGAAGAGCCAUGUGUGCCAGGCUGUGUGUGUGACGACGGCUUUGUGCUUAAACAGGGUGUAUGUGUGCCUAUCCACGAGUGCGUAUGUGUAGACAGCAAUGGCGAUAUUCACGACUUUGGUGAUGUCUGGUAUGACGGCCAUUGCUCACAGAGAUGUAAGUGUGAGGAAGAUGAUGAUGAUGGUGGGGAGAUAGAAUGCGAAGAUCAUGAAUGUGAUGAAGAUGAGAUAUGUCACAUGACCGAGGAAGGGGAUUACAGUUGCCAGGACACUGAGUUCAGCAAGUGCACAAUCGAUGACAAACCCGAGUUCAAGACCUUUGACAGCAUGAAGCACAAGUUUAAGGGCAAGGAGUCCUACGUCCUGGCCCAAAGCUUUGGCCUGCCCAGCAACAUCCCAGAAGUUUAUGUGGUCUCCAUCAACAAAAAAACCAAAGGCGAGAGCAGCGAGGAAGGCAUGAGCAGCGGCAUGAGCAGCGGCAUGGGCAGGGGCAAGAGCAGCAAGGAAGACAGCAGCAGCGAGGAAAACAAGAGCAGCAAGGAAGACAAGAGCAGCGAGGAAAACAAGAGCAGCGAGGAAAACAAGAGCAGCAAGGAAGACAAGAGCAGCGAGGAAAACAAGAGCAGCAAGGAAGACAGCAGCAGUGAGGAAAACAAGAGCAGCAAGGAAGACAAGAGCAGCGAGGAAAACAAGAGCAGCGAGGAAAACAAGAGCAGCAAGGAAGACAAGAGCAGCGAGGAAAACAAGAGCAGCAAGGAAGACAGCAGCAGUGAGGAAAACAAGAGCAGCAAGGAAGACAGCAGCAGUGAGGAAGAUAACAACAAUAAUGGUCGUAUACGUGUCAUCAGAAUCAGGGCUUAUAACCGCACUGUGGAUUUUAAAUGGGAUUUGAAAAUUACGGUAGAUGGGUUGAGCGUUCGUCCUCCUAUCUCACCUACUGAAGGAAUUAAAAUUUACGAGCGCUCUUCUCGACUCUUCCUAAAGACUGACUUUGGCCUCACUGUCGAGUUUAAUGGCAAAGGCAGAGCCGUGAUAACUCUUUCCCAUGUGUAUAAAAAGAAGAUUGGAGGUCUCUGUGGAAAUUUUGACGGCAGUAGCAAAAAUGACAUGAUGAAGCCGAACGGGGAGCAGGCAAAGAAUGUGAAGGAGUUUGGAGAGAGCUGGAGAGUGACAGACAGACGAAGGCGGUCCGCAGUGCUACAGAAAUGGCUCCUGCGCUAAAACAGACAGAAGACUGACUGCACCUGUCAUCACUACUGACCUUCAUCUACACCACAACUAACAAACUACUUUAAGUAGUUAACUAGAUAAAACUGGUCUAUGAUGUUUUUUGAUUUUUACUUUAUAUCUGGAAUUACAUAACAUAUAUAUUUCCUAACAUGCAAUGUCUUACAACAAACAGUUUUCCACUAAAACCUCUGAAUGAACAAAAACAAAAACUAACAUUCCUACGUUUGUAGCCAGGCGUAAAUGUAUGUUAGUUUAUUUGUAAUGCUUAUUUUAAUUUUCUAAAAACGUUUACGGUGGAUGAAUGUUUACUCAAAACAAAAUGUACAAUACUUUAAAGGGGACAUAUCAUGAAAAUCUGACUUUUUUCAUGUUUAAGUGCUAUAAUUGGGUGUCCCAGUGCUUCUAUCAACCUAGAAAAAUGAAAAAGAUCAACCCAGUAACUUAGUUUUGAUAAACUAUUCUCUGCAAAGAUGUUAAAAAUAGGUCAUUGAAAAUUGGCUCCCCUUGUGAUGUCAGAAGGGGAUCUUAUUAUAAUAAUACCACCCCUUAACCACGGCACUGUCAUUUAGUGCAGAGAGAGAGAGAGA
Paramisgurnus dabryanus is the source of this 2291-nucleotide messenger RNA. RefSeq names its product zonadhesin-like. Gene Ontology annotation, cellular component: membrane; extracellular matrix. NCBI's taxonomy places the organism in Eukaryota, Metazoa, Chordata, Actinopteri, Cypriniformes, Cobitidae. The record is from RefSeq and is a predicted model, not a curated record.